GCCAUGGUGAUCACAAAUAACCAAACUCCCAACAAUGAGAUGAGGGCAUUACUACUACUCAGACUUGCAGCAGGGAGAAGCAGAUGGUCCCCGUUUCAUCAUGGGCUGCAAUACAUCUAACAGGGUUGCUGCAACACAGCUGUCUUCUGAGGAGCUACAGAACAACCACGAAGCCAGAAGCCAGACUACAAGUGACAGCGCUGACAGUACAUGGGCUGCCACCUCUCAGGAGGGGACAGCUUGGACAGGGGGCACUUUAGAGAACAGAAACAAACUUGAAGUCAGCGAAGGAGAUUUCCCUGAGAAAUCAACAGAAGGGUUUACGCCUCCUGAAAAAAGAAGCAAUGCACAAAGCACAGAUGCACUGCUCACCAGUGGGUUCAUCAGUAAAUCAAGGCCUUUACAAGAAACGGAGAGACAAAAAUCAUCAGACAUUCUUGAGGAGCUGAGGAUGCAGGGAAUAAUCAGGAGCCAAAGUACUACUGCUGGGACUGGAGAAGCAUAUGAAAACAAGAGAGAUGCCCUGAAAAAGAUGCCGAAGAAACCACCAGUUAGGCUGGAAAAAAUGUGGUUUGGAAGCAAGGAAGUGAAUGAUUUCACAGCAAAGGACAUGAAGACUGCUGAAGAGAAAAAACAGGUUAGGGAAAAAGAACUAUGCAGGAGACAACAACACAGUGCAUUUUAUCCAGCAACGGACCACCAAGCUACAAGUAAAAAGACUGAAAAGGACUGCCCAAAUUUUCAAAGUCAAGAAAGCACAGAUUCCCCUCAGUCAUCACCUUUACAUGGCAAGAUAAGUGUACCGCUGCAGGAAAUAACUGCAGAAGAAACCACAAAUUAUUACACUGAGGACUUUACUAUUGAGUCUGAUACAACUUACAACUGUAUCAAUGAAACAAUCUGGAUCUAAGCCAUUCUGCAAAGAAGGAAACUCUCUGCUCCCUGUUGCUGUUUAUCUCAGGGCUUGAGAAGAUGAUUUAUCCUGAACUGAUAGUUGUGGUUACGUAUUUCACCUUGGAAAACUCUAAUUUCCACAUUUUUACAUACAAGUUGAAGGAAACAAACCAAAUAAGAAAAGAAAGAGGCAAAUUAGUGACCCGCCAGUCUCUAAGUUGGAGCACAAACAUGUGAACACGGUUCUAUUACACUUACCUCUAGAAUUCCAUUUUCCUAGAGGGCUGAGAACAGGAGUUUGGAAAGGCACUGUAAGAGUACAGAAAGACACAAAAGCAGGAGUAUGCAAGUAUGAACAGCUACAAGAUUUGGGGUAGUAAAACACAGUGGGCACCUAAACAUAAGAACAAAGAGUCUUAACUUGCUGUGCAGGCAGAGAAGUGUGAGCUUCAGAUGUUAAGGUAACAACAGGCCACAGGAACGUCUGUGUAUACAGAGCAUGUACAAAUACUGAAACUGAAGCAGAGAAAACAACUAAUUGGCUGAGAUUUGCAAAGCGCAGGUGAGUUAUCCAUAUGGACGAGAAGAAUGUGAUUGAUCUCCAUGGGAAGGAGAGGACUGUUCCCAUAUCAGAGCGAUGAAUUUGGAAUCUCCCAUGCCCUACCUCCUAUAUACAUGCAACAUCUAAUAUAUUCAGUUCUUCCAAAACCAGUGCAUAACAGCAAUGGUUGCAUUUGCACUUCACCUGUUACCAGCCCUACCAUUCCCUUCUGGUUCAUCUCUAAGUUUGCCUAAUCCUUACUUCCAUACCAAUAACGCCUACCUGCCAUGCUGGCUUUUCUAAUUCCUUACCUCCAGCUCCUGAUGACACAUUCUUCCUUUCUGCCUUCCAAGCCAAGGAAAUUCAGUUACAGUACAGGCCCACUGCUUUCUUUGCCAGGUACUAUAGGAAAGAGGAAAAACUUAACCUUUAUUUGUACAGUCUCAUUGUGGUUCUCCCUAUUACUCUCUGGAAGUUUAAAUAAAUAAAUAAUACUUGCACUAAAACAUUAAAGAUAGGAACGAGAUUGCAUCUCAUUACUCAAGCAGUUGGGAUCCCACCUGAGUAAGCUUGUUAGGAAGAGACCAAUGCUUCAGUGUUGGUAUUUAAGAAAAAUAAAAAUAGGGGGACAUGGUAGCUCCUUUUUAAUGAAGAUGAAAAACACUAAUAUUUGCCCACAGCUUUCCUGUGGUUUCAGAAGGACGGGACAAACAGUCUCCUGUUCCCACCCAAUGUCCUUUCUUCCACUGUUUCCCAGGUAAGGAUUUUAGCUCCCUGGAGCACAAAAGGCCUCGUGACACACACACACAGAGAAGCACAGCAGCUGGCAAGGUGCCUUUCUGCACUGUGACCACCUGUGGACUCCAGCCUGGCUCAGCUGUGUCAGACACACUGCUCUCCCACAUUAACCACACGGCAAGGACAGCCUGAGAAAAGCAACACUAAACGUGGUGUGUAUCUGACAACGGCAGGACUUUCAGUAGGCACAAACACAAGUGAGGUGCACUAGUGCUUGCUUUCAAAACACAGCACAACUCCGUUCCGUUCCCUCUCUGUUAUAACAGUGAGCAGAGCUCUCCACUCUCAGCCCUGCCGUCGGCGGAGCCGGGCUCUUACCGCUCCCCCAUGCCCAGCAGGUGUCACCCUGCCCCGCAGAACUCCCCGCCGUGCCCCGGUCCCACCCUCAGGCCGCCAGCCCCUGCUGCCUGCCCCUUUAAAUGUACCUAAGACCAAGCAGAGUUAUUACAUGGUGGGGGUAAAACUCUGCACGGCAAUGCUUUGGCAUGAAUUCAGGAAGCCUCAUGCUGGGAAGAGCCAUUACACAACAUCAUCUGACCUCCUGUAUAUACAGAACAUCACGUUUAAUAACUGACUGUAGUACUCGGGGGUACUGAGGGAUCUUAAAUGAAAAAUCGGAAUCAGGGCCCUUCAACCUCUUCUUGUUUUCCUACGUUAAUUUGACGUUUCAGAAUAACUUGGCUGCUUUUCAAGUGCUGUCAGAAGUGCUGGUUUCCCUUUGAGGAGCGGUAACUUCUGAUUUCAGGCAGUACAUCAAGAGAAACCAUCACUUCUCUUCCCACCGGUGAGUACUGAGAAGAGAUGUUAGUGAUUGCAUAAGCCACUACUGAAUAAAUCCCAAGUGACAGAAGAUCCCAGGUCACACUGCACGAGGGGGAGUGUGGGGCAGAAGGCACAGCACAGGGCCAGACUCAGGAGGGGAGAGGGUGGGUACUGGAAUGCUGCACAAACCUUCCUAGAGUGAGAAUAACAAAAAUAUUUCCCUCCUUCUCCUUUUGAAAAACCAGAGCAUUUGAUAAAACAAAGACACAACUUUAUAAAGUAGAAAUAGCAACAGUCACACCCAGCAGGGGCUCCGUUUUGCUCGGUGAAUUCCCCCUCUUUUCCUGUUGUCUUGCAGAUUAGGAAGGCAUGGGAUAAAGAGAUCUUGUCAGGGAUAUUAAUGGAGCCAUCCCUCCAGAUAGCUCUAGAGGCUCCGGUCCCAGCCCCUCUCACCACGAGGCAGCUAGCUAGGAAGAUGUAUUCCCAAACAAGCUGAUAGAGGCUAUCUUGGGGAGGUGAGGACUAAACAGGGUACAAACAGCCUUCCCAUCUGGGUAACCCCUGAGUGCCCUCACUCCCAGCUACCCUGCUAAUGUUUCUGCUGGGAUUUUAUGCUGUGCAGUGAUUUGUUCUGAAAUAGAGACCUGACAGAUCAAUGAAGAGCAGAAUCCGCUUGCAGUCUACAGCGCUUUCCCACUUCACUGAUAUUUUGCUUUCUUGCUUCUCUGGGUUUUAUCUUUAGCAGGCCGUUUCGUACUGAACAUCUCUGGCAGGUGCCCGAUCUGUUUUUUCUCUCUGGCACUUUUACAGUAAAAAGUGUUCUUGUUUUAAAGAGGAUAGUGAGAGGAAGACAAUGAAGGAGGCAAACAAAUGCAGGGAGAGAUUUACAAAGACAGCACAGCGAAUUGUUUUUCUGCUCUAGAUAAGAGUUUUUAGAGUGUUGUGGCAGCAUGUAGUGCCCGACCAAUACAACAUGCUGAUAGGACUGCUUCCAUUAUUUUGAGACUAUUUAUAUUCCAGAAGAAUGUAAAUAAAUACAAAGCCAGCUAUGAUAUGGAAUGAUGAUUAUUGGCAAUGGCAUCUCUAAGAGUUGCUUAGACUAGAGUUUGUCACGGGUUACCUAGAUUUACCUGUGAAUUGUAACUUGGAGCUGCUCUGGAAAGAACUAAUUGGGAAAUGUAAGAACCAAUGGAGAUUGUUCUGACAGUUUAGUUCAUAUUUGGAAACCUUCCUGGCCACUGUUUAAAUUAAUAGAGUGGACAAUGUCCAAAACUGUGCUUUUCUCACCUUUCUAGCUUAUCUGAUGGUCCAUCUUCUCUACAUCAUGUCCCUUUGAGUACACUGCCAAGAGACAUAAUUAUAUGAUUUGAUGCAUAUCAGAUAGACAUGAGCUAUUUUAGUGACUGUCAUAUUCAAUACAAAAUAUAUUAAACUGGACCUAGAAUCCUUGACAGAAGCACUGAGCUUUUAUCACCAUGACCUUAGCAACUGAUAAGACUCACAUUUUACUUAUUCGCUAAGAGAUCCUGAAAAGUCACCCCUCUCCUCUGCAAAGGCAGACUGGCAUGCCUUUAGGAACUCUUGUUCUCUAUAGCGGGCUUGGCAGGCAAAAGUGAGGCCAGUAAAAGAGAAGACUUUCUAACCAACACCUCAUGAGCUAGGAAGCCAGUGGACUAGAAGUGCUCCACACCAGCUAAGCUGCUUAUCACAUUCAUGCCUCUCCUAGGAUAUGAGCAUUCAAAAGCAAAAGAUAUUUUGUGAUCCUAUAAGACACAAGCACUAGAUGGAGCAGCGGGCAAACUUCUGUACUCUUUUAUUGCUCAUAUUCAAUCCAUGAAGUUACCAGAUAGCCCACUCAGAAUUUGAGCUGUUUUCUUAAGGCACCUGUUUUGGCUUCCAGGCAUUUCCCCACAUGGAGAAAAAGGAAUCUUAUUGAAGGGGAAAAAAGUAUACUGUUAGAACAGAACAUCAUGAUUCUCAAGGUAACUUGGAAGUAGGGAGAGGGUUGUUGUACACAGGUCGCUCUGAAAGUAAUGUCUCCUAUAUAUUUCUUUGGAAACGACGACAGACACAAAGAGCACAAUAAUACUGCUUGAUAGAGCAAAUUCUCAGCUACAAAACAGUGUUUUUCAACAGUGACUACAACAUAAUAAAACAGGGGGCAUUGCUUUCAGAGCAGCCCUCAUAUAUACCUUUUAAUCAUUUAAGAAAACCUCUCUCAAAUUCAGCUUUCUUUAAAAAACAAAAGAUAGAAAAGGGUAGGGGACAUUUCCACCUCUUCUCUUAACAAAAACAAUCUCUGUCUACCAACAGCUAGUGCUGAGUUUAUCAGUCCCUCCACUGUGCCUUGCUCAGUCACCUCAGUUCCCUGUUCUGGCUUCUCAAAUGAACACCCUUUGGAGCCGACUGAAUAAUCGACUUUUCACUUCAAGAUAUGCAUCAAAUAAAUGAAGAAAAGAAGAAAACACAAGCAAAAAGAUGUGAGUUGGAUGAGGAGUUUAGCUUCAAGACCCUCCAUGUUAAAUCUUACUGUAAAAAUGAAAGGGAGUCACUUUUAAAAUGAAAAGUGAAACCAGAUUGUUUCAGAAGUGACACUUUGUCUGAGGUCAUACCCUUUCUAGCUUUUUCCACUCCAGGCUAUUUAUCAAAGUCUGUAGCAUCCAAGGUUGCCAAUUUCAUGGCAAAUGACUUUAAUUUUUCCAGGAACUGCAAAUGUCCCUUGCAGUUAUAAAUAACCAUAGAGUGUAAAAUGAUUGCUUGAGAGCUAUCUGAAGAAUUAUUUAUCUCAGUAGAUAUAUAGCCAUACAGAAACAUUUAUAUAACCAGAAACCAGGCAACCCCAAAUUCUUCCCCUAAAUUUUUUCCUUGCUCCUUUCUAUCAUGCUUCCUAAACUUGUCCAAUGGUUUGCACAGAAUCCAUCAGUCUGACUUCAUGCACACUCCUAAGAUGGAGGGACAAAUUGCAGCUUGGUUAGGACCCAAUAAAAAAUGUCUCAUUUACACAUGUAAAGCUGUCAACAGAAUUCAAGCAUCAACUGGCUAAUGGCUGUUUUCUGACUGCAAAAACAAUUUAUUUUGCAUUUUAUGACCCAAUGUAGCAUCAUGCUGCAUCUCUCACUAACCCUGGCUUCAUCUUUCAGGAGAUGUGAUGGUGGCUUUUGCUGCAGUGAAGAAGGAAGCCCCCACAGCAGUAAUUACUGCCUUAUUCACCUCGUUCCCCAUCUUGCCUUGACCCUUGCAGCCUCUGGUAACAACAGCAGCAGAAGUGAUGCACAGGCAGCACACUGUUGUCAGCUCACUCUCAACUCGUCUAGCACAGGUGCCGUGGACAGUCACUGGGGAGGACAGUUAAUGUUAAAACCAGGCUAGGGAUGGUUUGAAUAUAAGCAAAUUAAUGCAGACAUAACACCUUAAAUCCUACUACAGACAAAUGCAAAAAGGUACAAUUAAAGUGAGCCAAAAGCAUUUGGCACUGGAAGGAAAUCCCACAUACGAGUGUUUAGAUUCACACAAAAAGACCUCAAGUUAUAAAAAUCUGAAUGACAGUGUUGAUCAAGAAUGAGAAUGGCACUGUCACAUCAUGGGGAAAAAUACCUUGCAGAUGGCAAUAAACAUUGAUAGUGCUUUGGGGAAUAAUUACUCUGAGUUCUAUUUAGUCAUCAUUGAUAUCAUUCUAAAGAAGAGAGCUGUAUAGGAUGUCAGUAGAGAAAAGUUUUAAGUUUGUUACUUUAUUAAUUAAGAUUUACAUUGUGCCUUAUUAAUAAUAAUUUCUACUUAUGUAGAGGCUUUUGUUAACGUGUCUCUACAGAAAUACCCAAUUGAUUUUAUGAAAGGAACCACUCUCAUGUUGAGGACAUGCAAAAUAGAUAUCAAAUCACUUUCACCUGAGUUUCCAUUGGCUGUACAGGAGACAGCUCCUAUUUCCAUGAUGUCACUGCCUUGCAAAGUUGCAUAGCCAGAUGGAAACAGGAGUAUGCCAACAUAGUGACACCGCAUUUAGUGUUUGCUUAUGAUACAUAUUGUUGCAAUGUGCUCCCAUUUCAAAUGGCAAGUGCUCUAGAUUAUGAUCAUGUACUUUAACUGAAGCUUUUCUGCAUGGAAAACAAGGUUAACAUUUCUUGAGCUUCUAAGUCGUGCACUUUUUUUUACUUUUUUUUUCUUUUUUUCCCUCCAACAUGUUAUUUCACUUGGUGGAAUAACAAGGAGUAGAAGCAGAAACAGACUGCUUGCACUUUUUGGCAUCCUUUGUAAUGCUUUCAUCAAAGUGAUGCUGUGGCAAAAGGAAUAGCUCAAGCGCAUCACCAAGCUUUGAAUCAUUCAAUGUUAUUAUUAUUUGAAAGUUUCCAUGAAGCCCCAGAGACUGUUACAUUAUUGAAUGUUAAUUUUGGAAAUGCAGUAUUUCCAAUAAUGCCUUUGCAAAAGACUGAAAUUUUGUUCACCCCUCUUCCUCUUCCUUCUCCUUCUCCUCCUCUUUCUUCUCCUCAAAGCAAUAAUAAAACCAAAGUACAAAAUCUCCAUGCAACAGCAGAUGAAAGAGAACAAUUAGAUAGUAUAAAGCACUACAGAACAGUAAAAUAAGGACAAUUUCUAUUAAAAGUUUAGAUUCUGUGCAUCCCAAAAGAACACACUAAUACAAGACCCCAUGAUUUAAUCGUUCAUUAAAAUGAAAUAUAACUCAUUCUCAUGUUUUACUAUGGCCACCUACUCAAUGGAGUCAAAAUGAUUUGGGUGGUUGCCGUCAGCUCUGGCUUACAAUUGCCAGGAGGCAGCAGUCCUUUUCUCCCAAAGGGCUGUGAUGUGUGCAGAGCAGGAAGAUUUCAGCUUUGCUCCUCUUUUCUUCUUCCUUUUCUUCUUCUUCUUUUUUUCCCUUCUUUUUUAACUGUGCUUUACUUAGGGAGAGCAAAACAGCUCUUUUAUUUUUGUGAUCCUGCCAGAAGGCUGUGAGGCUGGAUAAUGCAGGCUGAAGCUCUGUCAGCUUGUUCCUAGCAACACAUAUACUCUGCAUUUCAUAUUAGCCAGUUUAAUGUGAUUAUGGGACUUUGUUUUCUCAUCGCUGAAGUAUAUUUUUAUUUAUGAAGAGGAGUGCAGGUAUUGCUGUUUUGCCUAGAUGCUUCUUUGAAACUUUCUUUAACAUCUAAAGCUUCAUUUUUUCUCUGGCAACCAACUUGUUCCCUAACAACAACAGGCUGGGAGUUUUGAUAGAUCCAUUUAGCCUUUUGAGAAACAACUAAAUUCUGUGGGUUAACUUGUCUUCUUUUACCAUCUAAGGAAUAUUGGCAAGCUGCAACCAUUUCCCUCUGUUGGCCCUUGAAAUGAUUCUUCAUGCUUUUGUCACAUAAUUAAAAUUAGAUUAUUGCAACUCCCUGCUGGCUGGCCUUAGAGCUUUGUAAACAUUCCAGCUGGCCCAUAGGUUUGUAGUGAAAGGGAUGCACUAAGCAUAUUCUUUCUUUGUCCUCUCUUCUCUCAUCUGUGUUGAAAUCGCUGCAGUUGCUAACUGCCAGCAGAAUGUAUUUGGUUAUUGCUUUCUAAGGGCAGCGAACAUAAUGUCAAAGGCAUUAUGUGCCAAAGUCUCUCUCAAGCUUUGCUUGAAACAGUCUGGAUGCAAGAGCUUUCAAUCUAUUUUCUCUUUGUCGGUGAGGUCUUUUUCUGUUGAAAAAAAAGGAGGCAAAGAAGAGGGAGGGAACAGAGAAGCACAGACUCCCUUAAUGCCACAUUCAAAAGGAAAAUGCAUACAGCUCUACAUGAUUUCAACAGGGACUGCCUUUCAUUGGCUAGUAUGUAAACACCAUGAACAUUAUGCGGUUACUCCUUCUCCUGUGACAAAAUGACUCCUUUUCCCCUCAAAAGAUUAAAGACAUUUUGCAAUAACAGCAUCUCCCGCUACUGCUAGGCUUUCUAGUUCUGGAGGCUGCUUCCCUGGCUGACUUCUUUUUAUGUCACAUUUGCUUAUGGACCAUUACUCCCACAUUCACAUCCAACCAGUUCUGUCCUAUAAAUCUUGUAUGUAACAUUGUGAUUGUGUGAGAUUUGCUUGAUGAGCUUGUAUGGAUUAUUGAAUCUCAAGGACCUGAAUGACUAAUUGUUGAGGAGAGAGAACAAUGCAGGGAUAAUAGUGCUUUAAAAGCAAGUAAUACUGAUGGCAUAGUUUGUGUUUGGACAUGAUUGCUCAUCUGUCACAUGUAUGGAUCACCUCUUAGUGUUCCCUGGUUCAUGGGCCCAUAACCUCUCACCUCUGUAAUCAGCUAGUGAAUAAGCACUUCUUUUUCUGAAAGAGAAUUAUAACAGUGAAGAAUCACAAACAGGCAGUAAAGCUGGCUGUACUGAAUUCUCUGUUACUAUUGGAGCCCCAUCACCUUCACUGAGCCAAGAGUACAUUUGUUAAGAUUGAGUUUUAGCAUAGUCUUGGCCAGCCAGUGUUAUGAAACAGUGACUAUGGAUGCAGAACCACAGUGUAAGACUAUAAAGUACGAUGUGACUUUAUUUGUGCUUCACGUUGUCACUCAUAUUAAUUGUAGAAUCAUAGAACCAUUACGGCUGGAAAGAACACUAAGAUCAUCUAGUCCACCCAUAAACCACUAAUGAUAUAUGUUUCAACACAGUCACCUCUCUGCCCAGUCAUUUUUCUCUGUGCUUUUGCUGCCUAGGCCUUUGGGCACCAACGUUUGGUUGUAAAGCACUGUUACCAGCCAGGGGCUUGACUUUAAAUCUCAUGGGCACAUUUCCAGAAAGGCUGCUUCCCCAUCCAGCUGAUGGCAGGAGAGCUGCAGGUCUUUGGCAGCUCUGCAAAUCAAGACUGCAGCUCCUAGAAGUCUGAGAAUACAGAUGAUUCUCACAGUUCCUGCCACGGUGUAGUUUGCAACUGCUGGCAGUCACAGCACAACAUAAGCUUGGUUUCUCCUUUCCCUUUGUCCCAGUGGGGCUUUUACUAACAUAAAUAUGUUACUGUGUGUAAGCAAGUGCUUCAUCGCAGCAGUUAAUGCAAGGAACAGAUCUCCUAUGACAGAGAUUGUAUUUGCAGUGCCCUGCUGCCUUCCCAGGGCAAACAUCUCUGCUGGGGACUGGCUGCUCUGCACUGCUGGCACACCGCUGCCUCUGAGCAGGGCUGGUGCCAGUCUCCCUGACAGCCGUAAGUACUGCAGCCAAGGCACCGUGUAUCAGGACUGUGCAUGUGUCAAGGACAGGUUUCCCAGCCUGAAAUGUCAAAGCAACUGUUUUUCCCUCAGGACGUGCACUUGUCUCUAUGGUGAAGAAAAUGUAUUAUCACAAGUGUUGCCUUUCAGCUCAGAGCUGGCUACAGACUAAACAGGCACAGAAUCCAGCAAAGUCUCAGCAUCUCUCUCAGCAGAAACAACUCAGAUCCUCAGACUUUUUCUUCCAAGAACCACCGUGCUCCCAAAAGGAGUGAGUUGAACAGUGACUGAUGCAGCCCUCCCAUCCAAGUGUCACAUGAUAAUUGCUUGGAAAGCAACACUUAACUUUUUUUCUACCAAAAACAAAUCUCAAACCUGGCAUCCUUGUUAGCCAUUUUCAGAUAUUUUCUGGUCGUGACCCCGUUUCAAAUUGAGACUCCACUUCUGGUGAGCCCUUGACCCCACAUACAGGCAUGGAUAAAUGGCUUCUAACUGGGCUCUGUACUUUGCUCCUAACUUUACAGACCCCACGCAGAGACGUGACCCUUGGUUUCAGACCAAGGGAUGUGGAGUACUUCAGCUUGCUCCAGCCAAUUGCUGGGGGCCAUGGAGGAAUGUGCAGCAAUGUUACUUCUGCUGGAGGCAUGAGAGUAUGCUGAAACUCAGCUGAGAGCCCACUCCUGACCAGACACCAGCCUCAUUCUACACUCAGCUGCUGUCUCCAGUUGAGUUGGGUGCUGCUGCAAGCUGAAGGAGACAAGACCUGGGGUGAGACACAGGCUUCUGGAACAUAAAGCAAAAAGUUAAGUAGAGGGAGGCAGAUAAUUUACUACUGGACUAAAAUAAACAGGAAGAAAACCUCCAGUUAACUUUCACAAGUAAUUUCUCAUUAGUUCUCCUGUGUGGCUUUGAUCACAUUUCGUUCUUCCAAAGUAACGGGAGGGAGGACGGUGUGGCUUCUUUUGUUUCCUUUAUUUAUUUAUUUUUUUAUAUUAGGACAUCUGGGCAGUGACCCAACCAAAACCUCACAUCCCUAAUAGAAGUCUGCCUGACCACAACUUGCAUAUUGCAGUUUUCAUUCACAGGCAAAGACUUAUCUUGUCCAAGUAUUUUUACUCUCUCUUAAUCAAAAUACAAAUUCUAGCUUCACUUAAAAAUAGACAUGUCAGAAACACUUGACGUGACCUGCAUGCCUUUCCACAAGCGAUAAUCAAAUUUCCUUGCCAUACUGAAGUUGAGCAGGACACAUCUCUUUUCUUAAAAAAAAAAAAACAAAAAACCAAA
Messenger RNA from Coturnix japonica (Japanese quail), 11409 nucleotides. It is a transcript of the gene STMND1, whose product is annotated as stathmin domain containing 1. The record is from RefSeq and is a predicted model, not a curated record. NCBI's taxonomy places the organism in Eukaryota, Metazoa, Chordata, Aves, Galliformes, Phasianidae.